This is a messenger RNA of Bactrocera oleae (olive fruit fly), 689 nucleotides long. The record is from RefSeq and is a predicted model, not a curated record. Lineage: Eukaryota; Metazoa; Arthropoda; Insecta; Diptera; Tephritidae.
AUUUGUUAUAGAAACAUAUUGCACUGUUAGAAGUUGUAACAAAUUAUUUUAAUAUUUAUAUCAUAAAUUCUUAGGUGGCCACAUAGUUUGGGCAUUAAUAAAGAAAACAAAAACAGCUGAUUGGCAUUAUUACUGGGAUUAAAAAUAAAUAAAAAGUAAUACAAUCACAGUUAUGAACGUUUUUCGAAGCGCUACUUCUUCUGCUUUCUUCUAGUAACAUUAAGAUCGGCUCAAUUGCAUAGAAUGUCUGCAACACCUCAAAUCGCACCAAUUGAGUCAGCAAUACGAGGCGCACUUACAGAGCAAUUAUCACCUUUGCACUUGGAAGUGAUCAACGAGUCCUAUAUGCACAACGUACCGAAAGGUUCGGAAACACAUUUCAAAGUGUUGGUAGUAUCUGAUAAAUUUGACGAGCUGUCUUUAAUAAAGCGCCACCGUUUGGUGAACUCAAUUGUGAAAGAGAAAUUAGCUGGUAAUUUUGUUCAUGCGUUAUCUAUAGAGGCUAAAACUCCCGAACAGUGGCAUCCUAAUUACACUGUAGAAUCUAGUCCAAACUGUCGUGGUGGCUUUGGCAAAUAAGAUGAAACACAGUUGUUUUACACUGUUAAAAUCGUUUUUGUUUUUGGAUAAUACAAAUUCAAUAUAAAUUAAUAGAAAAUUGUUUAACAAUAUACUACCACACUGCGCUA